Molecule: messenger RNA, 1729 nt
Organism: Cheilinus undulatus (humphead wrasse)
Lineage: Eukaryota; Metazoa; Chordata; Actinopteri; Labriformes; Labridae
Gene: mpc2b
Product: mitochondrial pyruvate carrier 2b
Exons: 5
Coding region: 277-657 (126 amino acids)
Biological process (GO): pyruvate import into mitochondria
Cellular component (GO): mitochondrial inner membrane
Molecular function (GO): pyruvate transmembrane transporter activity
Source: RefSeq, a predicted model, not a curated record
UUGUACCGAAAGUCACCUCGUCGUAUCGGUCAGACUGAAGCUACAGAGGCUAGCUGGGCUAGCAUGGUCAUAUUUGUGCCGGAGGAAGGUCGACAGUAGGACGGCAGCAUCCUCUCCUAUCGCAUUUACUCACUGUGUUUAUUUAUCCGACAGCAGCGCUCACGUUAUUGAAGCUUUAAAAUUCUCUGGCUUUAAGAAAGGCCCUCGGCUAGCUGAACAUUUAGCGAGCUAGCUUCAGGUUCCGCUAGGUGUCUUAUUUUCAGAAAAUUGGCAAUCAUGGCUGCGCUGAGAGCGUCCUAUCACAGGAUUUUGGACAGAAUCGAGCAUCUGCUGCCCGCCAAACUGAGACCUCUGUACAACCACCCGGCAGGUCCAAAGACAGUUUUCUUCUGGGCCCCCAUGUUUAAAUGGGGUCUGGUUAUUGCUGGCUUGGCUGACAUGACCCGACCAGCAGAUAAACUCAGUACCUCUCAGUCUGCAGUGCUGACAGCCACAGGUCUGAUCUGGUCCAGAUACUCGUUGGUUAUUAUCCCAAAGAACUGGAACCUGUUUUGUGUCAACUUCUUUGUGGGCAGCGCAGGAGCCUCACAGCUCUAUAGGAUCUGGAGGUACCAACAGGAUCAGAAGGCUCAGGCAAAAGCGGCUGCAGACUCCUGAGAGCUUUCUUUAUGCCAACGCUCCACUCCCAGCAGUGGACUAAAAGGGAGACUUCACUUCGGGCACAAAGCUGCCCCUUCUCGUCAUCUCCACAUCAUCCCAUGCUGUCUCCAUAACAUCCAUGCCAUAACCAUAAUUCUACCACAUUAAGCCUGUCGUCCCUGUUGGAAAUGUGCACUUUUCCUUAAGUUUCUAAUUUCCUCAGGGCGUUUCAAAAAGAAAAGAGGACAUUUUUUUUCAACUGUAGUCAACACACAGUCAAGAAUGGAGGUCAUCGACGCACAAGUACAUCUUGUUUAACAAGCUGUAUGAUUGUACAUUCUUUAAUUUAACUUCAUGCUUUAUAUAUCGUGCACUAGCUGGGAAGUUUUUUUGCUUUUCCAUCAUCAUAUUUUCAGGUGUAGCGAUCAAUACCUCAUGCAAUAAUUUCCCAAAAACAUGAAUAAAUGUAACUCUUGGAUUUGUGUUGAACAUAGUUUAAGGAAUGUUUCCAAAUGAGAUCUAACAAGGACAUUUAUAUUUUAAUUUUCUUAUUUAUAAUUAGGUAUCAGUCACUCUUAUCUGUACCUCAUUGAUGAUUAAAUCAUUAUUGAUUACCAUGUAAUGAUUCCUUCCAUCCUCAUGGCUUUAAUUCUUUUUAACUUGUGUGAGUGGAAAUCAUAAUUUAUGACUCUUGAUUUAAAAAAAAUCUCAUGUAGUGAAAAACUGUAUGGAAAUAUUCUUUUUCUGGCUCUUAUCAGGUACUCUUACUCAGAUAUCACUUAUUAAACGUGUGCAGUAUUUUAUUGAUUGUUACACUGACAGUCACAUGCUUACACUUCUUUAUCAUCAACCUUUCGCCUCUGUGUUUCUAGAAAAGUGUCUUAUAUAUUUCCUUUGUAUUAGAUACUGACUUACUCCCAUUAUAUUUCACCAUACUCCCCCAACUGUUUUAGCAAUAAUUAGUGUCAUCACUUUCAAUGUUCCCUGAUCUGCUGACUGUUUUGAACAAAUGGCACUUUGAAGGUUCAUCAUUAUGGCUCUGUGGCUCUGUAAUGGAUAUGUUAAACUAAUAAAUCCUGUUUGACACCUA